AACCUUAAUUCCGUGGAAGGCUCAAUCCAGAACCUUCUGUCAGUGCUGUAUCCGCCCUUCGAUGCCACUGCUGCAACUCUGCUCAGCCAGCUCUUCCAAGUUGUCGACGGUCGUUUCCAGGGAGAUGCCCUGCGGUGUUACCUGGACUUCCUGGUUCCAGCCAAGCACAUCUUAGACACUGUGCAGCAGGCUGCAUGUGCUCAGUACCCUGAUGGUCUGUUCCUCUGUGAGGGCUGGCCUCUGUGUUUACGUGACCAAGUUGUUGUUCAUCUUGCUCCCAUCGACCCCCUGCAACUUCAGCCUGGAGACUUUUAUCUCCAGGUGGCGCCAUUCUGUGACCAAUCAGCUCGCAUUGUGGUCUGCAGCCUCCUGGAAGAGGCGGACUUUACAGUGGAAGUGGAGGAGACCCCAGUCGAUGAGACGUCUUAUCCGUGUAUAUUCAGCCAUAACUGGUUAGAUGAUAUCAACUCCGAACGCAGUGGAACUCCUCUCAGGAAAUGUCUGGUUGCCACUGAACGAGGCUUGGUGAAGUUACCAUGGGAACGGGUGGCCGUGCCUGAAUUUGUGGAUGUACCACGAAGUGCUGGGAAUAGUAUGGCCUCAGCUCCUCCAUCAUGUCCUCCAUUACCACCUCCACUUUUUCUUCCUGGUACUCUUCCUGAUUUGACAGAAAGCUGCUCAUCUAAUAAAUCCUCAGGUCUCUCUUCUGCUAUAAAACAGUGUCCUGCUACUACUCAGAAUUCAGCAUCUUCCUCUCAACCAUCUGCCUUCACUGUACAGACUAGGAUUUGUCCAGCAAAACACGGUAUUGCGGUGUCACUUUGCCUGGUAGAUACUAGCACUGCUUCUGUAUCACGACAAGUUAAAAUUAAAGAGAUUGAAACAGAGAGUAAACCCAUAGGCCGGGUGUCCCCCAAUACAUGGGGCAGGCAUUUAACUGGGACGAAUCCAGUCACAUCCACAAAAACCACCUCUGCUUUAAACGCGUACACCCCUGCAACUAGUUUUAAAACUGAAUGUAAAAGUGAGAAUAAAGUUUUAACUGUCCCUGGAAAUACAUUGCAAGAUAAACAGAUAGAGACAAAAGUGCAAGAUAUGAGCAGAGGUGGGCCAGUAGUCCACCCUGUUGGAGAAGGAGAAUACAUUGAUAUAGUACAGGCCAGCAUGCUUUUUGGCAAAGAUCAACCACUUACUGAAGAAAAGUCCCAUGUGCAGAUCCAACCACAUAGUCAAAGUGACUCACGGAUGCAAAGACAUCGACACGGACAAAGUCAGCCCACCACAGAACUGCCGCUUUGCGCACAGCCACAGUCGCAUGGGCUGUUACCCAUAAAAUCGCAAAGCCAUUCUAGAUCUGUGGAUCCUUUAUCAUUACGUCCCAAAAUAUCUGCCCAAACAGGACCUCCAGCCACUCACCACCAUUCCCAAACACAUCACUCUUACUGUGACCCUCUUGAGCCUUUCCAGUGUGGCCGCACUGUUAACUUUGCAGAGAAGCCCUGCACUCCAUGCAUGAAGAGGCGACAGGGUGGGAAGGCUACCAGAGCUCAAGAACUGAGGUGUCGAUACAGGGAGUCCUACCAGGCCGCUAUUCAAAACCCUGUCACUUUUAGAACUGAGAGAGACAGAGAGAAUAUGUUAUCUGUUGUGGAGGAGCAGGGUGAUUUCUCCCAGUAUGAAGACAGACCGGGGACUGAACCAGGAGAUCCAUGGUGCGAUGUUCAAGAAAUAAGACGUGACACCAGAAUCCAAAAUCAGCCAGUCAUUGUAGACAUUUGUAAUGUGCCUGGGAACUUAAACACUACUUCUCACUGGAGGCAAGGCGAUUCUAGAUCUGUGGAAUACAGGGAACUCCGUACCUUUCAAUCUGGUGGGCAGCAUGAGCAAAAACCUGAGAAGAAUAAUGCAGCACUUAGAGAUGCUCAGUCUCCCGAAGGUUACGGCAACAAUCGCAGUGUGAACGGAACAAAUCCAGCAGCUGAGGCAAAAAUAAACUCUACUCAUGUUGUGCCAGUUACAAAUGGUUCAGUGUAUUCUUUCAGGAAUCCUGAAUUACCCCCGAGUUCAAGGGAAAAGUCCGAGAUGAGCACGACCAUCAAACCCCAUGAAAAGCAACAAAAUGGAAGCAGCUCUCACUUUUCAUCUCAAUCAGCAGCACAAAACAGAAAAGACACUUUCUCAGAUAGAAGAUGUUCCUCCCUCUCCACUGCUGUGGUGGACACCUCAGAAAAAUGUGAACUGGUUAUUGUUGAAGGUCAAAAUGUCAGGAGAAAAGAAAAGCCUGUCUCUUGUGCAGAGAUUCCCCAGUUGCAUGUGGUUAAAUGUAAAAAUAGCACCGCAUUUCGACUGGUUUCCCCCAAGAUCAGCAGAAGGAUGACAACAGCUGGUGAGCAGCAAAGCAGUGCACCUUUGUCAAGUGGAAAUGGCCGUCAACAAGCCUACCAGUCAAAGACAGAUUCACCUCCCUCUGCAGAAAAUCAAAGGGUCUCACAGCGUGCCCCUGCUCGUCCCAGACCUGACCACCUGCCCCUGGGACCCCCAGACCCCAGAGCCCACCCUCUUUAUCUAGGCUUAGCAUCUCUCACAGGCUGCAGGGACAGGACAGGCAGGGCAAUAAUUGAGGUCUAUGGAGACCACCAGGGAUGGCGAUCUUCUGUAACAAGCCAGGAGCUCUUCCAAAUGUUGCUGUACUUCCACUCCAUCACCAGAAAGGAAAUCAGAGAAGCUGGGAUGCUGCUCAUUUUUGAUGCUCGACGGACAAAUCCUCAGCCACAGUUCUACAAGGGUUUGAUGGCUCUUCGGACUGAUGUGGUGACUUCGAUGAAAGCCUUGCUUAAGCUGGUAGAAGUUAAUCAGCUGAGCUCCCAUCUUGAUGGCAUGCUCUCUCAGGGCUACCGUGACUGGAGGGAGUUGCACAAGAGACUCUUCCCAUUUGUUAAUGAUCUUCAUGAGGCGUCCAGCCUGCUACUGAGAGCCAUCAGUAAAUUAGAGGAGCCCCAGAUGACAGACAGUGUACAGGCUGUGCAGCAAUCCAUGAUGAACCAGAGAACUCUGAUGAGAGAUGUCUUGGAGGAUUUCCGACUGGUCAGUCUACAAAGGGAGGGAGGAGCCAUUCUGGCGAGGCUAAGGAAAGAGAGCGACUUGAAAUACCCCCACUGUGAGGACCUCAGCGAUGCAGUUGACUCGGUCACCAGCCUGUACAACCACGUGGAGGAGCAAGCUCACGUCCUUGUGCAAAGGACCAACAUGUCACUGGAGCACCUGGAGUACCUGCUGCAGCUCAGAGAGAUGGAGGGACACUUCAAACAGAUUCAUCAGUGGUUUAAUGUAGAAGGAGAGCGCCACCUGUUGGAGGCUGAAUCAGUCGAGGAAUCUGGAGACAGAAUGGAGCAGAUCCUCAACAGCUUCACUAGUUUCCUAAUUGAAGCGACUGACCGCAGACACCAUGCCAUGACAUUAGUGUCAGAGGCAGAGCGGCUCCAGCAGAGUGGGCUCACCUACCCAGAGACAGACACUUUUAAGAAUUUUAUCUUCACAUUCAAAUCGCACCUGGAGGACUUCCUAUGCAGGGCAGAGGCAUGUGGCCGAGAGCUUCAGAUCAUGGUCAACGUGUGUGAUUUUUGUGAGCAGGCUACGGCACUAGCCACUGAAUGCACUGAGUACCUGAAUCAGAAUCAGUCCCGAAUCCAUCCUAUGCAAGACCAUGACAGGCCCUCACAGCUCAAUCAAGCCAAAAGUCAGCCUGCACAAUACCGAAAGCAAGACUCCAGCCCAAACACUGCAUCCUCGUCUCAGGCUGAUGCUCAAGCUGCAAAUUGCUCCACCACAGCCACCUCCACUGCUGCACCAUCUUCUACCGACAGCUUCAUUCUUCAGGCUUUCCAAGAAAGGUUCCUCUACUUCAGCCCAGAGAGAUUCCAGCAGGUAAAGGCCCAGGCCAGUGCCCUGAAAGGCUCAAGGGGCAUGAGGGUGUGGAAUGUUGCCUGGCUGAGAUGUCAGGAGGCUCGGCAGCAGCUUCAGGAGAGGAUGCAGCACGUGGAUGAGGUUUGCCAACAGCCGGCAGAUUGGGGCGAAGGCCAUUUCAUCGACGUGGUGAGCACCAGUGUUGAGACGACCUCUCCCGGUGGCCAGAAUUUGGUGGUGCAGUCAACUCCCGGGCCUUGCCAUCCUCAGUGGGAGAGUAUCGUAUCAGGAACUGUGGAUUUAGAGAAAAGAGGGCCUGUUCUCAGUAGUACCAGCCCUAAUGUAACAACUGUGGCCUGCUGUAACAUUAUCAUCCAACCUGAAGAUAGCAUUGAUGCUGGAAUGAGCAGGGAGUCAAAGACCACUCCAAAGCUACCUCACAGGCCAACAAAGAAAACAGGAAGGGAAGCAAGGAGGAGACAGACAAGCAGAACAAGGAGUGAGAGAGACGCCGCAGCUCUGUCUCAGUCGCAGCCUGUCGGCUGCCAGUGGUUUCCAUGGGGACGGGGUCUUGGAACGAGGUCAGUGAGUGAAGACUCGUGCGCUGCCAGAGUCCCAACAGCUGGCUCAUCAGCCCCUCUGGACGAGCGGGCCCGGCCGCCGUCAUCCUGUUCCCACCGGGGCCAGCCUUCAUGUCGAAUCCUCCAGGAAGCCCAGAAGUUUCAGAUCUCCCGACACGGGAGCUUCUGCUCGGAUGACUCCUGUGUUAGCGACAGGGGGGCUGCAGGGGGUGAUGGGACCGUAUGCCCCAAACACUCCAGUCUACCCGUCACAAGAUACGAGGGAUCGUUUGGUCCAAAGGAGAGCCCUAGCUGUUCCUUGAGGCUGCAGCGCGUCAUGGAGGAGCUGGUGUUUACAGAGAGGGAGUAUGUGCGUUCUCUGGGUUACAUCCUGACUCACUACCUCCCCCUGAUGGACAGGCUGGACAUCCCCCAGGACCUCAGGGGAAAGCGAGGGGUCAUCUUUGGCAACCUGGAGAAGCUUUAUGACUUCCACAGCCACUAUUUCCUUCCAGAGCUGGAAGCCUGCCAGAGGGAUCCUGCCAUGAUUGCCCGCUGCUUCCUCAGACAUAGUGAGAGUUUUGGCCUGUAUGCUUUAUACAGCAAGAACAAGCCUCAGUCAGAUGCCCUCAUUCUGCACCGUCGCCAUGACAUCUUCAAGAGGAAGCAGCAGGAGCUGGGGGACAUGAUGGACCUGUCGUCCUACCUGCUGAGGCCCAUCCAGAGGAUCAGCAAGUACAGCCUCCUCCUGCAGGACAUGCUGUCUCUGGCCAAGUCACACAGGCCCAAAGAUGUGACCGAGGAUGGAACGUCCUCAUCCGGUGCGUUCUCACAAAGUGUGUGUGGCCCUAAUGCUCACGUGCCUGAUCUGACGGGCAGUGACAGGGAGAGGGCUGAGAUCCAGGCGGCUGCGGACUUGGUCCGAUUUCAGAUGCGUCACGGCAAUGAUUUGCUCACCAUGGACGCCAUCCAAGACUGUGACAUUAAUUUAAAAGAGCAGGGGCAGCUGAUCCGACAGGAUGAAUUCACAGUUUUCUUCAAAAAGAAGAAAUGUGUCCGUCGCAUCUUCCUGUUCCAAGAUUUGAUUCUCUUCAGCAAACCGAAGAGAACAGAUAUUGGAAAUGAUGUUUACGUCUACAAGCAAUCAAUUAAGACAAGUGAUAUCGGAAUGACCCAUAACUCUGGUGUGAGCGGUUUGUGUUUCGAGAUCUGGUUCCGCAGGAGGAAAAGUGAGGACACCUACACUCUGAAAGCAACUAGCAUGGAGGUGAAGAAAGCCUGGACUACUGACCUGGAAAGACUACUAUGGGAUCAGGCUGCUCACAGCAGAGAACUGCGUCUACAAGAAAGGGUGUUCAUGGGAAUGGGCCGAAAACCUUUCAUGGAUAUUCAACCUAAUGAAGCUGCAAUUUACGAUCGAUCAGUCAGCGGUGUGCUGCCUGGCAAAAUCCCUGUGGCGUGUUGUUCACACAGGGGUUUAGAAUAUCCCCGGCCUCACUCCAUUGGCUCCGGCAGCACCGCGUCCACCACCGUCAGCCAGUCAUCUUCCUCGUCAGGACGUGGCUCGCUGCCCCCUACUGGUUAUCCCGGGAACCCCCCUCAGGGCGCAGACGCAAAUCCAGCCGUGGGCUUCUUCCCUGAGGCUGUGACUGACAACGAACUGAACAAUCAGCAUCUUCACCAGUAUCAUCUUCAUCGUCACUGUGACCAUUGGAAACCGCUCUGUCCACAGAUGGACAGUACUGAGUCAUCCGGGGAAAGCGUGGCUGUGUUCAGCAGCUCGGAGCACAGCUGCCUGUCUGCCAUCAGCGGGGAGGUGGUGGAUGACUCCUCAGUUUUAUCCCAGAGCUCCCAGCAACAGCUUCCUCAGACCUCCAGCCUGAGGAAAACCAGCUCCCCUAUGGUUACUACAAAAAAGCCCGAUGUCCCCCCCAGAACUACACAGCCAUCUAAGACUCAGUACAGUGCAGCAAGCUCCAGUUCCAGUGAUGAGUUCCAGUACAAUGGUCCAUCUGCCAACAAGUUGAAGACUUAA
Messenger RNA from Menidia menidia (Atlantic silverside), 6498 nucleotides. The record is from the annotation of a GenBank genome assembly. NCBI's taxonomy places the organism in Eukaryota, Metazoa, Chordata, Actinopteri, Atheriniformes, Atherinopsidae.